Messenger RNA from Ectocarpus sp. CCAP 1310/34, 883 nucleotides. The record is from the annotation of a GenBank genome assembly. NCBI's taxonomy places the organism in Eukaryota, Phaeophyceae, Ectocarpales, Ectocarpaceae.
AUGUCGACAUCAAGCGAGUCGCUGAUCGCGUUGGAGCAAGUUGCAGACCGCCACAAGGAAAAGGUGAAGGAUCACCGGAAUGGCGACCGCAAUCACCAGAAAGGCCGAGCAGGCCUUCCAUACAAGUAACGAAAAGGACAGUGCGGGCAAGCGACAACCUGGUCGCAACCGUGGCCAUGGACACGGACACCACGGCGACAACUGGUCAUUUCAACGCCGAUGGUGAAGGCGGCAAUGACGGCAGCAACGGCGAUAUCGUCGGGGAAGGUCGCGGAAGUGGCGGUCGACGCGACGGGGGAGGCAACAUAACAUCACGACAACAACAAGGAACAAAAUCUAGAACCCGUUUCCGUGUUUGUUUCAACGGGCGGGUUCUCUUGCUCGGUGUUUUGGGAUCGACAACAACGGCCUCUCAUUGCCAAUACUCCAGUAGUACAAUAGAGGCCCAUGGUUCAUCAGACAUGGACAGCAAAUCGGCGGUGUCAAUCCCCGGCUGGCCGAACAACAACGAUGAAGUACUCUUACCAGCAUUCGAUGUUAAAUGAUGAGCAAAGGACACAGCAGUGCGAGGCACGAGCGGGGUUCCUCCGUAAAAAUGCCCGUGAACACACAAAACAGUGAGACCACCCCCGUGUGCUCGCACAUCAGCCGCAUAUACUCCGCACAUACGCAUACCAAAUCAAACUGAAAAUGCGUUUGUAAACUGAUGGAGAUUGCAUGUCCUACAACUGACAGGGUGCGACACACAAAACGCCCGACUACCCAACAGUACCCAACACCUUUCGUCUGCACCUUCCCAACAUAACAUAUAUGAGACACACAAGACAGCUACCAAACUGGUUUGUUGAGCCUGUUAUCCGCAGGGGAGAUGUCCCUAUAUGCU